Humulus lupulus (European hop) is the source of this 642-nucleotide messenger RNA. Its product is annotated as nucleoside hydrolase 5-like. Gene Ontology annotation, molecular function: hydrolase activity, hydrolyzing N-glycosyl compounds. The transcript has 6 exons. The record is from RefSeq and is a predicted model, not a curated record. NCBI's taxonomy places the organism in Eukaryota, Viridiplantae, Streptophyta, Magnoliopsida, Rosales, Cannabaceae. The annotation marks the transcript as partial.
UUUGCACACUGCAAAACGCUCUACCUCUUAAAGCUUAACAGAUCAGAGUUUGAGUUUGAGGGUGUGACUAUCAACACAAAUGCCUGGACUGAUGCUGGACAUUCUAUGAAUCAAAUCUAUGACAUCCUUUACAUGAUGGGGCGCGAUGAUAUCAUUGUUGGAGUUGGCAGUGAAGGUGGAAUACUAAAAGAUGGUACCAUUCUUCCUAAUGUUGGUGGAUAUCUUCCCAUAAUAGAACAGGGUGUUACAACCACUGGGGGAUGUAGAUAUAGACAAGUUGUCCCAGUAGGUAUUGGAGGUCAUCUGGAUGUUCAUACAAAUUUUGGCAUUAGAAAAGCUUUUCUUCCUCAGGGAAGCAGGAGAUAUAGACCUAUUAAACAACCAACUACUCAGCAAGUAAUGUAUGAGAAAAUAUCUGCAGGUCCUAUAACUGUUAUUGUUAUAGGAGCAUUUACAAACUUAGCCAUUUUCCUUAUGAGAAAUCCACAUUUGAAGAAAAAUGUGGAGCAUAUUUUUUUCAUGGGGGUUGGAGUGAGAUCAAAGAACCCAACAGCUAGAAAAGGAAAGCCAGACUUGUUCUGUUCUGCUUCUAGUUUUAUUGAUGUUGUUAUGUCUACCAUUUCUCUUGCUUCUGAUGCUUAG